ACACUCUGUAGGAGUUGGCAUCACUGGUAUGGUGUAAUAUCUUAGGUUGUAUUCAAGUGCGUGUUCUCUUUCUGUGUGUUCUGUGGUGGUUUUUCCGGUUGAUUAUAUCGUAGAGUAUUUGAUUUGAAAUUUGAAAGUAUUGAUAAGAAGUUAUUUUAUACAAAUGUCGUAUCGACCAGUAACGCAUGUAAUUUUUGACUGCGAUGGUCUGCUGCUGGAUACUGAAACCAUUUAUGAAAAAGUGUACACGGAUCUGGCAGCGGAGCAUGGAAAAUACUUUGAUUUUGGUUUGAGGAUGAAAAUCCUUGGCCUCACACGCUUGACGUCUUGCAAAACGAUUGUCGAAGAGCUGAAGUUGCCCAUGACACCUGAAGAGGUGGUGGAGUACCAGGUGGAGAAAGAAAAAGAGCUGCUGCCUGGAGUUCGUAUGAUGCCAGGAGUGGAGCGGCUGGUGAGGCACCUCGUGUUGCACAAAAUCCCCAUCGCCAUAGCGACGAGCAGCACCAUGGAGGCCAUGGAGAUGAAGAUGUCCUCCCACAGGGACCUGUGGGGUCAGUUCAGCCACACCGUGGCCGGGGGCUCCGACCCGGAGGUGAAGAGGGGCAAGCCAGCUCCCGACAUCUUCCUGGUCUGUGCGUCCAAGUUCUCGACCCAACCCAAGCCGGAGGAGUGCCUUGUUUUUGAGGAUGCUCUUAACGGUGUGGAAGGAGCGUUGGCUGCUGGCAUGCAAGUUGUCAUGGUUCCGGAUCCCAGAGUUCCUAGAGAAGGCCUGCCUGCCACGCAGGUCAUUUCAUCCCUGCAGGAGUUCCAGCCAGAAUUGUUUGGCCUCCCACCAUUCUGAUUAGGUUGCUUGUGCAUAUAUGUGUAUAUAUAUACAUAACAUUGUAGUAAAAAUCUGUUGUAAUAUAUAACAUGAGUAGGAAAAACUAAUACUGUAAUAAAUAUUGUAUAUAAUUGUUAUCUGUAUAUACAGUCCGUAUUUAAAGAUCAUGAGGCACUA
Molecule: messenger RNA, 1000 nt
Organism: Bacillus rossius redtenbacheri
Lineage: Eukaryota; Metazoa; Arthropoda; Insecta; Phasmatodea; Bacillidae
Product: pseudouridine-5'-phosphatase-like
Exons: 4
Coding region: 164-841 (225 amino acids)
Molecular function (GO): phosphatase activity
Source: RefSeq, a predicted model, not a curated record